This is a messenger RNA of Cucurbitaria berberidis CBS 394.84, 1971 nucleotides long. Its product is annotated as putative allantoate permease. The record is from RefSeq and is a predicted model, not a curated record. The coding region runs from base 142 to 1686 and encodes 514 amino acids. Gene Ontology annotation, molecular function: transmembrane transporter activity. Lineage: Eukaryota; Fungi; Ascomycota; Dothideomycetes; Pleosporales; Cucurbitariaceae. Gene Ontology annotation, biological process: transmembrane transport. The transcript is spliced from 3 exons. Gene Ontology annotation, cellular component: membrane.
CGAUGAGGAGGUCAACUUUAAGAGGAUCGAGGCAGCUCUCAAUUCCAUCACUGCAAGGACUCACUGGAGACCUCGUUACCAGGGCCAUCCGUAAGGCCAAUUCAUCGCUUUUCCUUCAUUGAUAAGAUACCUGUUGUCGUCAUGUCGGACAAACACACCCCCAAAGCCCCCUCCAAUGAAGAUGGUAUCAAUCGAGUCGUUUCGGCCCCCUGCGAGGGUGAAUGCAAGGAGAUCGAGGCCCAAAAUGCUGAUCCGGCCCUGGCAUUCAUGAGGGGCGAGGUCCUCUCGUACACUGCCGAAGAGGCGAGAGUCGUCCUACGCAAGAUCGACUGGGCAUUGAUGCCUAUGCUGUGCUGGGUGUACGCAUUGCAGUUCGCCGAUAAGACGUCUCUCAACUACGCAUCUUUGAUGGGUAUACGCGAAGACACGAAGUUGAACCCUAAAUCCCAAGAAUUCAGCUGGGCUUCGAGCAUCUUUUACGCCGGCUACAUUGCCUAUGAAUUCCCCACGACCUACCUCCUACGUCGCUUGCCUUUGGGCAAGUAUACUGCAAUCAAUAUCGCGUUAUGGGGUGCAGUGCUUACGUGUCACUGUGCCGUUGGCAGCUACCCUGGUCUGCUCAGUGUACGCUUCUUCUUGGGUGCCCUCGAGGCUACUGUAACGCCGGCAUUCGUCAUUUUAACAUCCAUGUGGUACAAGCAAGACGAGCAAGCAAGACGUAUGGGCUACUGGUUGUCCUGUAACGGCGUGGCUCUACUGACGUUGGGACCUAUGGCUUAUGGUCUAUCUGGUGUUCACAACUCGUCACUCGCCACCUGGAAGAUACUGUUCCUUGUCCUCGGCUUACCCACGAUCCUGACUGGUGGGCUGCUCAUCUAUUACAUGCCCGACAACCAGAUCAACGCCAGAUUCUUGAACGAUCGCGAAAAGCGCAUUGCCAUUGACCGGAUUCGCGGUAACAACCAAGGCAUUGGGUCCAGGGUGUGGAAGUGGGAACAAUUCUUCGAAGCCUUUCGCGACCCACGAACAUAUCUUUACGUCCUGUUCUCGUUGCUCAUGAACAUACCAAAUGGCGGUAUCACAUCGUUUGGUUCCAUCAUCAUCAACUCUUUUGGCUUCAGUUCCCGACUAUCUUUGCUUUUGAACAUGCCGACGGGCGUUGUUGACAUAUUCUGCAAGCUUACAUUUACAUGGCUUUCCGACAAGUAUCUCGACAGGACCCUUUUCGCCUUCAUCGCCAUCCUUAUCCCAAUGAUCGGAGGUAUCAUGAUGAUCACGCUCCCUCUCAGUUCUCAGGCAGCACUCCUUGUCGGAUACUACUUUAUCGGUGCUGCCGGCUCAGCUUGGUGCCUCGUCAUGGUCAUGAUCUCGAACAACACUCUGGGAUACACGAAGAAAGCGACCGUAAGUGGGGCCCAGAUUCUUGCUUACGCAGCUGGCAACUGGAUCGGGCCUCAGACCUUCCGCGCCAAUGAGAGGCCUCUGUACAAGAAUGGCAAGAUGAUGGUCGCCAUUAUGUACGGCUUGGCCGCUUGCACCUUGAUAGCGAUUCGCUUUGUCAAUAUUUGGGAAAACAAGAGGCGAGACAAAAAGGCUGUAGAGCAACAGGAAGUUCAGGACGUUGAGAAUGUGGAGUUUCUUGAUCUGACUGAUUUCCAAUUGCCAAAUUUUCGCUAUAUUCUGUAAAGAGCAUAUAAGGGAAGUAUUGCUCACUACAUAAGUACGCUUAUAGCUGCCGCUCUCUGCCGCUAUGACUUUGCCGCAAACUCAUUUAUGGCGUCUUCAUUCUUGUAGGUCCGCAUUCGAUAUUCAUUUUUGUAGAUCUGCAUUCGAUAUUAUGUUUGCAAUAAGAGUAGACUCGAAGCAUAGAAUCUAUGCUAGAAACCCCCUAGUUAACCUGAGAAUCUGCGAAUUAUUAUGAUCAUAGUAGCUUCAAGUUUAGUUGCUAUAUAGUGCCAUAACCUUCAAGCG